Molecule: messenger RNA, 315 nt
Organism: Necator americanus (New World hookworm)
Lineage: Eukaryota; Metazoa; Nematoda; Chromadorea; Rhabditida; Ancylostomatidae
Exons: 2
Coding region: 1-315 (104 amino acids)
Source: RefSeq, a predicted model, not a curated record
AUGAGAGGGAAAACCACUGUCGAAGUAGUUGUAGUCGGGAAGACGUCACAUCAACUCAUUAUAAGAAAGGAAGAGGACAAGAAGAAGAAGAAGGAAGAGAAGCCUAAGGAAGAAGUCAAGCCGAGGGAAGAAGUGAAACCAGAGGAAGAGAAGCCGAAGGAAGAGGUGAAACCUAAGGAAGAGGACAAGAAGAAGAAGAAGGAAGAGAAGUUUAAGGAAGAAAUCAAGCCCAAGGAAGAGGUUAAACCAGAGGAAGGAACCAUCCAGAUAGUGCAAUAUACGAAAAAAGGAAUACAAGUUUUCUCCACUUUGUAA